Neogale vison (American mink) is the source of this 3315-nucleotide messenger RNA. It is a transcript of the gene KATNAL2, whose product is annotated as katanin catalytic subunit A1 like 2. The transcript is spliced from 16 exons. Gene Ontology annotation, molecular function: ATP hydrolysis activity; ATP binding; protein binding. NCBI's taxonomy places the organism in Eukaryota, Metazoa, Chordata, Mammalia, Carnivora, Mustelidae. The record is from RefSeq and is a predicted model, not a curated record. The coding region runs from base 311 to 1930 and encodes 539 amino acids.
UAGAGACAGAAAUGAAGCGACCCAGAACAACUUCAAACCCCGCCUCAAACCCUGUCAAUCAUCCCCCCUCCCUCUCUUGAUUGGUCAGUGCCCUGCAAAGGCUUUGGAUGAAACGUGCUUAUUUUAAUAUUGAUUGGCAUGAGAAAGAAUCCAUCUUUGUCCAGUGAUUGGCUGACCUGUCCAGGCUCCGGCCAAUCCUGAAAGGGGAGGGCUGGUUGAGUGUCAGGUUUCCCCCAGCAGUUUUCUUUGGAAGUACUGGUCAAGCUAGUGACUGGCCCUUUUCACUUCUCCGGCCCUGAAACCGUAGCUGAUGGAGCUUUCUUACCAGACGCUCAAAUUCACGCACCAGGCACGGGAAGCGUGUGAGAUGAGGACAGAAGCACGGCGAAAAAAUCUCCUUAUUUUGAUUUUGCAUUACUUAACACAAGAAGGAUACAUGGAUGCAGCCAAUGCUUUGGAGCAAGAAACUAAACUGGGGUUACGACGCUUUGAAGUUUGUGACAACAUUGACCUUGAAACUAUUUUGAUGGAGUAUGAGAGCUACUAUUUUGUAAAAUUUCAGAAAUAUCCCAAAAUUGUCAAAAAGGCAUCAUCAGACACAGUGGAAAAUAAUUUACCACAGAGAAGUGGAGGGAAGACCAGAAGAGUGAUGAGUGACAGCUGUCAAAAUCUUCCCAAGAUCAGUCAGCAGAGGCCACGGUCCAGAACCACAGCGGGGAAAUCAGGGGAUGCCAAAUCCCUCCGUAAGGAGCAUCCUAAACAGGAGGCUGUCAAUAAUUCCCACGCGGAGAGUGCUGACUUUGGCUUGAGCAUAUCAGGAAUCAACAAAGGCAGUGGAGAAGAAAACGUCCGCCCACAAAAAGGCCAAAUCGUUGACUUCCGAGGCCUGCUCACAGAUGCCAUCAAAGGAGCAACCAGUGAACUUGGCUUGAACAGCUUUGACUGUAACCCAGACCCCUCAGAACGAUUGUUGAAACCUCUGAGUGCAUUUAUUGGCAUGAAUAGUGAGAUGCGAGAGUUGGCAGCCGUGGUGAGCCGGGACAUUUAUCUCCAUAAUCCUAACAUAAAGUGGAAUGACAUUAUUGGACUCGAUGCAGCCAAGCAGUUAGUCAAGGAAGCUGUUGUGUACCCUAUCAGGUAUCCGCAGCUGUUUACGGGAAUCCUUUCCCCCUGGAAAGGUCUACUGCUGUAUGGUCCUCCAGGCACAGGAAAGACCUUACUGGCUAAAGCUGUGGCCACGGAGUGUAAAACCACCUUCUUUAACAUUUCUGCAUCUACCAUUGUCAGCAAAUGGAGAGGGGAUUCAGAAAAACUUGUUCGGGUGUUAUUUGAACUUGCCCGCUAUCACGCCCCCUCCACCAUCUUCCUGGACGAGCUGGAGUCAGUGAUGAGUCAGAGAGGCACUGCUCCUGGCAGUGAACAUGAAGGAAGCCUUCGGAUGAAGACAGAGUUACUGGUGCAAAUGGAUGGGCUGGCUCGCUCAGAAGAUCUCGUGUUUGUCUUAGCAGCCUCUAACCUGCCAUGGGAGCUGGACUGUGCCAUGCUACGCCGCCUGGAGAAGAGGAUACUGGUUGAUCUCCCCAGCCGGGAGGCCAGGCAGGCCAUGAUCCACCACUGGCUGCCCCCUGUGAGCAAAAGCAGAGCCCUGGAGCUGCGCACGGAGCUGGAUUACAGUGUGCUGAGCCGGGAGACGGAGGGCUACUCGGGCUCAGACAUUAAGCUCGUCUGCAGGGAAGCAGCCAUGCGGACUGUGAGGAAGAUCUUCAGUGCCCUUGAAAAGCACCAGUCAGAGAGCAGCAAUUUACCUGGAAUCCAGCUGGAUACAGUGACCACUGCUGACUUCUUAGAUGUGCUAGCUCACACCAAGCCUUCAGCAAAGAAUCUGACUCAGAGAUACUCCGCCUGGCAAAGUCAGUUCGAGUCUGUAUGAAAUCACACCGACCCUGACCGGGCCACAGAGACCACCAUGGAGGCCUUCCCAUUUAUUAGUGUAAGCGGGAGACGAACAUGAUGGUUGGGAGAGAAAAAAUUAUACUUGAAGACUGAGUUCGUUUGAACAACUGGGCUGUUUUGGAGAUGAGAGAUACUUUUGUUAACCUUUCCUGCCCGAUGCCAGCAGAACACGGAAGAUGUCAGUUACAGGCGGAAGAUGUCAGUUACAGGCGUACGGGCUGUACGCAAUUGCUGUCGCGCAAUGCAGACUUCUCCCCUCCCACUGAGACUCCCUACACUUUGAUGAACUAUUUCUUACGGUGUUCUGUGUUUGUGAAUUGGUGUUUUCAUUCUGAAGAAAAAGAUGUAGUGUUGGAAGCUGUGCUGGAAUGCAAUGUGCCUCCAAGUUGAGGGGUGGCGGGAGGCCCGUUGGAAGCAAAGCGUGACAGACCAUCGGGCCAGUUGAUGGGCUUGAGGGGGGUUAAGAAGGGGUGCGGGAAGGACACAUGGUGUUUUUUUCUGACGACAUCCUGAGUGUCAUCAGCUCUCCCUAACUCUGACCCCAGCCAGUUUUCUCAGCAACAAAGCCCCAGCAGACUAGCCCCCCCCCCACCAGAGGUCGCUGCUUUACCUCGGGGGAGGGGCUUCAGGAGCCUCAAGCCACCAGCUCCCAGUCCCAGCGUUCCUAACAUCUUCCCACUCUUCACAGCACGUGUGCUCUGCCCUCUCCUGAUGGCCACAGCUCCUCGGUGGAUCCAAAGCUUAGGGAAGGGAAGCCCCAGGGCAGUCAUCCUGGGGCUCCCCUGCAUCUCCUUAUGGGUUUGUUAACGGAAGCAGUUCCCUCAGAAACUCAUGAUCUGGGCCACCUACUUUAAACCCUUGAAAAAUGCCGCUAAGUGAUGCCACCACCCCUCUCCCCCGCUAGAACUUACCUGUGGUUGUCCCCUCCUUCUUCCCUUCCUCACCUCAUUUUCUUCAUCCCUCUGCAAGGCACACUCCUCCCCUGAAGAAAAACUUGCAGGAAAAGGGGGUGUUUUGGAUAGCUAAACAUUCCAAAGGACUUUAUCCUAAUUUUAAACAAAAACAAAGCAUUUAGGGGGUAUUGAUUAUUUUGAGAAUAUUCUUAAAUGCCUUUUAAAAUGCCAUUUCAUGGGUAAUGUAGUCAAAGUGAAAAUACACCAUAUAUAACAAAUUAAAAAUAAAAAAGACAUUUCAUCUUAGUAUAUGCUCAACUUAAACUUCUUCACGAUCAUGAAAGUCUUAUAAUAUCCAACACUAGCACUACCCUAGAUGUAGACAUCUCUAAAUGGUCUCAGACAUCUGCUUCCCAUGUUUUGGGAUCAUUUUUUCUUUCCUUCCUCCCUCCCUCCCUUUGUUUUCUUC